GUGACAGGAUAGGGCCAGCGGCGAUGACUGAGCGUGGGAGGAAAAUGGGUGAACGAAUCCUAAAGAUUGUGCGAUUUUAUCAAAAUAAGAAUUUUCACGUCACUUUUUCUACUCCUGAUGUAAAAAUUUUAGAUGCACUCUCAGCGGAUUUGAACAAAUUCUGACCUCUUUACAUUAUUUUUCAUAUCUAUUUUACUUAUGUAUCACAAUUUUCAUUUGAUGUUAUCAGUUCAUUUCAAUGUAUUGUGCCUUUGAACAUCUUGCGUUAAAAAGUGCGAUAGAAAUCAGUUCCUAUCUAAUUGUUAUUAUUAGCCUGCAUGUUCCACUGCGUUAUUUUCAUUUGCGUUGCACAUGUGAACUAGGCUUCAAGCCUGGUUCACACGUACGACGUAAGUGCAAAUGCAAGCCACGUUCGCAUGUCGAACGCAAACGCAAGGAAGGCAACAUAUGCAGGCUUAAUGGAAAUGCUUUUACAAGAUGGCGAACGAGGAUGUGGCCUCAGCACAACGAGUUUCCAGCUUUUCCUGUUGUCAUGGGGGUGUAGAGAGGAAUUUUAAACUUAGAGUUUAUGCCAGCAUCUUAUUGGAGUUUACUGAAGAACACAGCACGUAAUACCAUAGAUCUCAACUCAUUCAUAUAAAAGAAAUAGGGAAGAUCAGAACGGAAUCACGCGCGCAGGCGCACCCACGCCCCUAACUGUUGUAUGUUUACUGUUACUUUCACAUGGUUUAAUAAUUUUCGUUUUCCUAGGAAGACUUUAAACAACUGGCCGAAGGGAAAGACACCGAAAGUUUCUUAUGAGGAAGAAAAUAGUAAAGAAAACAUAUUUUGUAAACAAAAGGACUUCAAAGCAACUAAAAGACAGAAAUUUUUGCGCGGGGAAAAACCAAUUUCAUCUCAACGAAGGUUGCCAACUUGCGUUCCACUCAGUGACGUCAUGGAGGAUAAGGAUUUAGAAGGUGCUGGUGCUGAUCGUAAUAUUACGGGCUCAGAUAUUGACCGUAAAACACAUGUUAUGAUGGAUGGUGACGCUGACCUAGAAAUCGGCAAGGAAAAAUUGAAUGGUACCGAAAAAAGACGUGCUCAUGUUGAUAGUAGAUGUUUUAGUGACCAUACUCCUCGGAGGAACAGUAUGACAGACACGUUACAAACUAGUAGAAGGAAAUCAGAAUAUGACAUUGACUUGAAAACUGAAUUGAUGGAUCAACAUUUAUCAGAAGGGGUGGAUCAAAAGGAAGGCGAACAAGAUGCACAACUGCUGCACAAUAAAACUCCAUGUGAAACGUGUCAGUUGCUUCUGAGUGAUGAACAAAACAAUAGAGUUAUUUGCACCGCAUGUUAAAGAAAAGAAACUUAUUAAGUAGGAUUAUGAAAAUUAACUAGAUUUAACUAGGGAUCUUAGUUUAAUUCAGUGAAGAAGCAAUCGAGUUUCUACCGGUCCGGAUAGCUAGCUGUUUUAGUUCGGAUACUUGAUUGAAGGGAAGGCGACGGAGCCGCAAACACGCAAUUAAAAUAAAAGAACCUGCCAAGAGGCAAAAAAAUAGAAACACAUUUUAUUGCGGUUCUCACUUCAAAAUAUUUUCUCCUUCUUAUUCUCCUCGCGUCAUGUCACUACUUUCUCGGCUUCGUCGCUCAAACUCAGUUCCACAACACAACCUGCCAACACUGGCCAAGGGGGCCAAGUUUCGCCCUGAGAACCAAACUUAUAGGGUUAAAGCUGGCUUUACUGGCCGUGACCGAUAUCUUUUGACAAAAAUUGCAAAUGUAAAUUAAAAGUUUGUUAGGGCCACUAGCGCACCGAUUUUGUUUGUGUAAGCCAAACAAAGAAAUGCAGACAAGUAAAGUAAAAUUAUACUUUUUCGAAGCCAUGCAAUAGCGAAAUGAAUCUUAUCAAUCAAGUGUAGUUUUUCAGUGGCUGUUAUUCAACUUUUACGUGCCAAGACGAAUAAACCUUUAAAGCCGUCGUUAAGGUUUUUUACCCAAAA
Pocillopora damicornis (cauliflower coral) is the source of this 1985-nucleotide messenger RNA. RefSeq names its product metabotropic glutamate receptor 3. Gene Ontology annotation, biological process: G protein-coupled receptor signaling pathway. Gene Ontology annotation, molecular function: G protein-coupled receptor activity. Lineage: Eukaryota; Metazoa; Cnidaria; Anthozoa; Scleractinia; Pocilloporidae. The record is from RefSeq and is a predicted model, not a curated record. Gene Ontology annotation, cellular component: membrane.